This is a messenger RNA of Pogona vitticeps (central bearded dragon), 1265 nucleotides long. RefSeq names its product uroplakin 1A (gene UPK1A). The record is from RefSeq and is a predicted model, not a curated record. Lineage: Eukaryota; Metazoa; Chordata; Lepidosauria; Squamata; Agamidae. Gene Ontology annotation, cellular component: membrane.
GAAAAUAAGAAAAUGUUACAUCCCAAAGCCAUUUAUCAGGUUGGUCAGCAAUCUGAGACCUUCCAGUUGGCUAGCAUGUUGGCUAGCUCUUCCCAUCAUUUCCUUUUCUUCCUACCUUGUUAUGUGCCAUCAAGACGGAACUGACUUACCCUAAUAGAGUUUUCAAGAGUCUGAACAGCUGCUACAAGUGCCUUUUGCAGGGGGAAAAACAUGGCAGAAAAAGGUUCCACUCUCAUUGUGGUCCUCUUGGUGAUGGGCAACGUCGUCAUCAUGUUGGCAGGACUUGCCCUUUACGCCGAGUCCGUCUGGGUAACAGCUGAUCCGUACAAAGUGUAUCCCAUCAUGGGAGUAUCGGGCAAAGACGACGUCUACGCGGGUGCCUGGAUCUCCAUUUUCACCGGGUUUUGCUUCUUCUGCGUCUGUGUCUUCGGCAUUAUCAGCCUGGUGAAUGGCAACCGCCUCAUGGUGUUGUUGUACCUCGUGCUGAUCUUGAUUGUCUACUUGUUUGAGUGCGCUUCAUGUAUCACCUCCUACACACAUCGUGAUUAUGUGGUUUCAAAUUCCAGGUUAAUAACCAAACAGAUGCUCUCCUUCUACUCGGCAGAUUCAGACCAAGGCCGGGAACUCACCCGGAUGUGGGAUCGCUUCAUGAUGGAGCAACAGUGCUGUGGCACCAAUGAUCCCAUGGACUGGGUGAACUACACCUCGGUCUUCCGAAGCAGGUACCCUGAGGUGGUGGCCCCUUGGCCUUUCUACUGCUGCAAGCGCGACCGUAACUUCAUCAUGAUCAACGAGGAAGGCUGCCGGCUGGGGCAUGUGGACUACAUCAACACGGAGGGCUGCUUUGAACACAUCAAACAUGCAGUGCAGAGCUACGCCUGGGCGGUCUCCUGGUUCGGCUUUGCAAUCCUGAUGCUCACGGUUCCAGUUGUUCUUCUGGCGAUAUACCAUUAUACGACAAUGUGAGGAUUCCCAGCUGUUCCAAUUGUGGUUGCCCCAUGAUGGAGGAAGAUGCACCCUGAUCCAUCCUUCUAAGAAAAACUCCAUGGGUUUCCUCCUGUACUGGUGCUGUACUACAGCACGUUUUCCAAGGCUGAACUACUCCCUCAGCUGUUUUGCCUGUGGUCACUUCUGCCGAGCACCUGCAACUUCAUACUAGCCUGUUGCACAAAAGGCUUCUGUGGAAAAAUGUUUUCAGCAACCACUGUGUAUCUUUGUUGCUCUUGCUUUUUUUGUUUGUAUGUAGUAUAAAUACUAUUUGAAAU